UUUAUAAGUUCUGUGAAGAAAAAGGACUUAAUCCUAAUCACUUUGAAAUUAGAGAAAGAGGUUUGUCCUACCAAGGAGCCAAAAGAAUAGAUUUUUAUGAUUUAUUUUCCUAUCAGAGAGUAAGAGGAGCCAUUGCCCGAGUAGUUUAUUCCGAAAUAGUUUACGAAGAGGCUAUUCCGAUAGACCAAGAAUUUUUAUAUGUUAAUUUAAUUGAUAGUCUUAAAGGUCGGAAAGGCAAAGAGGGAGAAAAGUUGCCUUUAAAAACCAAAAUAACUUUUCUAGCCAAUCCUUAUUUGUUUAGUGCUUGGUUUUUGGAUGUAUUUCAGAAUAUUCAUAAAUUAAGAAAAUUAGCCGAGGAAAAGAAAAUUAAGCAGGAUAAUAGUGGAGUAUUAGAAAUAACCAAGGAUGAAAAUGGAACCGAAUGGCUACUUUAUCUAAACCUAAUAGAAGGAGAAUAUGAUGCACACUCCUUAGCCCUAGAAGAAAAAAUAAAUCCUCGAACGGUGAACUGGGAUGAUUUUAUGAUAGAUGAACCUAACAAAUAUAAAAUCCUCCAUGCCAUCCAAGACUUUUAUUUUUGUGAAGUCGGAGUUAGGAAAGUUAAGAAAAAAUAUUGCCUAAUGCACUUUACCAAAAACAAAAAAGAAACCGAUAAUAGUUUAGUAAAUUUUUGUUUUAACUUGGAAGAAAAAGCCAAAA
This is a messenger RNA of Funneliformis geosporum, 699 nucleotides long. The record is from the annotation of a GenBank genome assembly. NCBI's taxonomy places the organism in Eukaryota, Fungi, Glomeromycota, Glomeromycetes, Glomerales, Glomeraceae.